AUGGGACCUCCUAAAAAGUUAAAGAAAUAUGACUCAAGUCGUGGGAGUGAUAGAUCAGGUAAAAAGAAGAAAGUAGAAGAAGAAAUGACUAUAGAUCUGGUUGAUGAUGAUAAUACAGAAAAUGUUGGAGUGCCUGGGGCUGCUUUGCAAGAUGCUGAGAAAAAUGAUCAAGUACCUGAAGACGAAUUUGGUGCAAAAGACUACAGAACUCAAAUGGCAUUAAAAUCUGAUAGUGCAAGUAGACCAUUAUGGGUGGCACCAAAUGGUCACAUAUUUUUAGAAGCCUUCUCACCGGUCUAUAAGCAUGCUCACGACUUUUUAAUUGCUAUUGCAGAGCCUGUGUGCCGUCCACAACACAUACAUGAAUACAAAUUGACUGCAUACAGUUUAUAUGCAGCUGUGUCUGUGGGUUUACAAACAAAUGACAUUAUAGAAUAUCUUCAAAGACUCAGUAAAUGUGCAGUACCUGCUGGAAUAAUAGAAUUUAUACAACUAUGUACUUUAUCUUAUGGAAAAGUAAAGCUAGUGCUCAAACACAAUAGAUAUCUUGUGGAGAGUAAACAUGUUGAAGUACUACAGAAACUCCUACGAGACCCAGUUAUACAACAAUGUCGACUUCGACGCGAUGGAGAUGACGAUUUGCUUACCUCUGCUUUACCAAAUAAACCCACUACUACUUCCAAAACAGGUGAUAAUAUCGAGAAACUGGCCUCUAACGGCAGUGUACCUGAUGAUAUAAGUCAGUUUUAUCAACAACUCGACAAGGAAGACGAUGACGAUGAGGCUACUGACAUCACUGCUAACAACGCCGUCGCCUUUGAAGUCGACCCUGAGAAAAUUGAGGUAAUUCAAAAGCGUUGCAUUGAACUUGAACAUCCAUUGUUAGCUGAAUAUGACUUCCGGAACGACUCGAUCAACCCGGACAUUAACAUAGACUUAAAACCCACAGCUGUAUUGCGACCUUACCAGGAAAAGAGCCUCAGAAAGAUGUUUGGCAACGGCCGAGCUCGGUCAGGAGUGAUCGUGCUGCCGUGCGGCGCGGGCAAGUCGCUGGUGGGCGUGACGGCCGUGUGCACGGUGCGCAAGCGCGCGCUCGUGCUGUGCAACUCCGGCGUGUCGGUGGAGCAGUGGAAGCAGCAGUUCAAGUGUUGGUCAACUGCCGAUGAUAGUAUGAUUUGCAGAUUUACGUCAGAAGCUAAAGAUAAACCAAUGGGAGCCGGUAUUCUCAUCACCACAUAUUCUAUGAUCACCCACGGACAACGUCGAUCGUGGGAGGCAGAGCAGACCAUGAAGUGGUUACAAGCCCAAGAGUGGGGCCUCGUUGUGCUUGAUGAGGUGCACACUAUCCCCGCCAAGAUGUUCCGUCGCGUGCUUACUAUUGUACACUCGCAUGCCAAGCUUGGUCUCACUGCAACAUUACUCCGAGAGGACGACAAGAUCGCAGAUCUGAAUUUCCUGAUCGGUCCGAAGCUGUACGAGGCGAACUGGCUGGAGCUGCAGGCGGCCGGCUACAUCGCGCGCGUGCAGUGCGCAGAGGUGUGGUGCCCCAUGACGCCGGAGUUCUACAGGGAGUACCUCAUACAGAAAAUCAAUAAGAAAAUGCUGUUGUACGUAAUGAAUCCUUCCAAAUUCAGGGCUUGUCAGUUCCUAGUGCGUUAUCACGAGAGACGCGGAGACAAGACUAUUGUAUUCUCAGACAACGUAUUCGCCCUGCGACAUUAUGCUGUUAAAAUGAACAAACCUUACAUCUACGGGCCGACGUCACAAAGCGAAAGAAUUCAAAUUCUUCAAAACUUCAAAUUUAAUCCGAAAGUGAACACAAUUUUUGUGAGCAAAGUUGCCGACACAAGUUUUGAUUUGCCCGAAGCGAACGUUCUUAUACAAAUCUCGUCCCACGGCGGUUCAAGGCGACAGGAAGCUCAACGUUUAGGUCGUAUUUUGCGAGCAAAGAAAGGUGCACUUGCAGAAGAGUAUAAUGCUUUCUUCUACACUCUCGUGUCCCAAGACACUUUGGAAAUGGCCUACAGCCGGAAACGACAACGGUUUCUCGUUAAUCAGGGUUACAGCUACAAGGUUAUCACUGAGUUAAAAGGAAUGGAUCAAGAGCCUGAUUUAUUCUAUGGCACACGGGAAGAGCAGGGCAUGCUUCUUCAACAGGUGCUGGCGGCGUCGGAGACGGACUGCGAGGAUGAGCGCGAGGGCGGGGCGGGGGGCGCGGGCGGCGUGGCGCGGCGCGGCGGCGCGCUGUCGUCGCUGGCCGGCGGCGACGACGCGCUCUACCUCGAGCACCGCCGCGCCGCCAACGCGCUCAACAAGCACCCGCUCUUCAAGAAUAAAAGUGAAAGUGAGACUGGAGUUCCGGAAUGGGCGAUCAUCGAACUCCAAGGGCUUGUACAAAUAAAGAAACACGAUACCGAGGGUGCUACGGUCAUCGGCGACUUGCACUACUACUCGAGGAAUCGACAUCCGGUGCUUGUGCUCGGCCACCACAUCCUGAACGGGAAGGAAAUGAAACUAGAACAGCCGAUGGCGGUCAUAGAGAAAGUGAUUGUUGAUAACAAAACGAAUUAUAAAGUUAAAGCAGUUGUUAAAAAGAAAUUACUGUUUAAGUCUAGACCCAAACCUAUAAUUUCCAACGUAGCAGAACGAGUGUAA
Arctia plantaginis is the source of this 2655-nucleotide messenger RNA. The record is from the annotation of a GenBank genome assembly. Lineage: Eukaryota; Metazoa; Arthropoda; Insecta; Lepidoptera; Erebidae.